Molecule: messenger RNA, 1851 nt
Organism: Oikopleura dioica
Lineage: Eukaryota; Metazoa; Chordata; Appendicularia; Copelata; Oikopleuridae
Source: the annotation of a GenBank genome assembly
AUGUACAGACACUCAUGUCGGCACUUGUCCCUUUCGCAGAGUUUGAGCAAGCGAGGAAAGAUCAAGAAGAUCAUCCUCAAUAGAGUUGGAGAACAAGAGUUCAACCACAACGAAAUCACUAACCAGUCAGCUGAAACUGUUGAAGACGAAAGUCCUCUUGCAAUUUAUGGUGAGCUGGCGCACACUCAGCCAGUCUAUGCGAAUGUCUUUCCGACGAAAUAUGGCGUCAAGAAUUCGUUCGAUACGAUGGGGCACUAUUUGUACUCAAACCAGAACAGAAUUAACCCUUAUGAUAGCUUCGAACUUAUUAACAAAAUGCCCUACAAGGCCCCACGAACGCAAGAAGAAGUAGCAGCGCGAAACGAAGAGCUAGAAAAGAACAUUGAAGAGUUCGACAAAAACUUUGGAGCCGUUUACGAUUCAUCGAGCAUCAGAAAGAACUGGAUGAAGAAUCUUCAGAAGUUGUCAUCGAGAAUUACCGGCAGUAGCAAUAUCACAGAAAAUCUCUACUCAAAAGAUAUUGAAAGCAACUUUUGGAAGCGGUUUUUAGUCAAUUCGCCGUAUCAUAUGUUUGGCAGGGCCGAAUGCUGGGAUAUUUAUGAACGAGCUCAUCAGGCAAUGAAGAGAGAAAACUGGGGCAACCAAGUCAGCCAAGUUGGAAAAGACGCCCUUGACGGAUUGACCGCAGGGCCCUUCAAACACAAAAUUCUCAAAGAAGUUGAAAACGCAACGAUAGAAUGGGAACUCGUAGAAGUUAACUCCGGCUCGUUAAAAGAACCGGUGCUUCUUUCCUUGGACGUGUCUGAUAGUCGGUACGAAGCUGCUGAUGGAACCAAGUAUACUUUUGCGACAGUGAGAUUACAGUCGAAGCAGCGGCUGAAAGUGUGGGAUAGAAUGGGCAACCCAGUUAUUGAAGAUCAAGAGCCUCGAGACGUCGAUGAAAUCGUUACUUUUGUACACAUGGUUCCCGAUCCAAGCUUCCGCGGCUGGCUCAUUUGGGACAAGGAAAAUUACUCGGGCUUUGAAAUUCCAAAUUCGAACAAAACAACCGUCGUGGCUAGACAAAAAGAAAUCGUCGACGAUGCGGACAACUUUUUAAAACAGCAAAUGCACUCGAGCUACAACCACUGGACUGGCGACAAAGAUUACUUGCACGACAGACGACGAGAGUAUUAUCACAAAGGAUGGAACUACGGCGGUACUCAAGAAUCCGAAAGUAUAGCGGGCGAAGGUGGUUUGGAGCACCAAAUGAAGUCGAUGGUGUAUUACGAAAACAAGCAUCCGUCGAUGGCUAAGCGACGACUUUUGUACGCUGGUUUGCCGAUGGAGUUAGACGGGACUCCGUGGGAGCUUCAUUUGAAGCGAAAACGCGCUUUGAUUCAUUACAAGAGAGAAUCUGGAGAUCUACCAAAGAAGAACUAUUCUAAUAGAACGAAGUCGUUGGUCAGAUUCAGAAAGGACUUUGUGUUCUUGGCAGUCGGCGUGCACAAGACGGACACAGACUUCGAUGCUAAAUGGAUCGCUAAAAAGUUGUUGGCAGUAAGGCUUUUUGAAAGUGAUGACGGAAAGACGUGGAACAAGAGCGCCAAGGAUCAUGGAUACGGAAUUCUAGCUGUCUCUCAAUUCACCCUGUAUGCCUUUUUGAAGGGAAACAAACCCGAUUUCCAUCUCGCAAUGGGUGGCGACGAAGCGAAGCGACUCUUCGAUUUGGUCGUUUCUGAGAUGAAACAGAAUUACCAAGAUAAUAAAAUUGAAACUGGUGUAUUUGGAGCGAUGAUGGAAGUGGACAUAGUCAACGAUGGCCCAGUGACUAUUGAAUUCGACUCCACCGAAUCCCGACCAAAGAAAUAG